GGGCGAUGGCGCCCGCGCCGCCGAUGGCGAGAGUGCUGCGCGGACCCCGCGAGCCUGUGUGGGGCUGCCAGUGUGGGAAGAACAACAACUGGGCGUGCCGCAUCGUGUGCUCCUGCGGGCGGCAGGCGUCUCAGAAGGUCGUCAACGCCGCCAAGGAAGCGGACCAGGAGGCACGGGACAAGAAGCCUUCACAGAGGGCAGGCGGCACAGGGCUCGUGCGGAAGCCUGCCCCAUGGUCCAAGGAGUACGGCCUCACGGAGAAGCAGAUCCGCGAGCUGGUGCUGCAGUGCAUCUCCCAGCAGGCUGGCAGCCCCAAGUGGACCCCUGCGUCUACGUCACCAGCGUCUUCAGGAGUGGGAGCUGGCAGCAAGGAGCAGACGCAGCAGGGGCAGGGCAAUGUCCAGCAGCGCACGGAGCUCCAGGCGAAGAUCAAUUUCCACGAGAAGUGCAUCAAGGAGUGCAAGAUCGUGGAGGCAGAGGGCGGCCCAAUUCACCUCCUGCACCAGCGGGCUCUCGACGUCCUUCGGCAGCAGGCGCGUGAAUUGCGCCCCCCAGGCGCUGCAUGCAAGGCCUCGUCCCAGAAGCUCGCGAGGUGCAUGCAGCAGCUGGGCCGCUUCACCAGCGACCUGCAGGGCCUCGAGGCGCAGCUGGCGGCUACCCAGCGCAAGAUCCAGGACAAGCAGGAGGCCAUCGCUGCAAAGCAUGCUGAAGUGGAGGUCCUGCGCAAAGAGAAUGCAAAGCACGAGCAGACCAUGCAGGCCGCACGGGGUGAGAAGCCCAACCCAGUCAUCAAGGAGGAGGACUUGGUGGGUUUCGACCUCGCCGAGCAGCUCGACGACGGCGCAAAGGAGGCCCUCGAGCAAUUCAAGGCGAGCCCCCAUUUCGACAAGAUCCAGGCGGCCCUCCGCAAGCAGGCGGCAGAGAAGCUGGCUACAGCCAUGGCUGAGGAACCUGGUGCUCAUGCUCCUCAUGCUGAGGGCGGUGGCGCAGGAGCAGCCGACGGGCAGCCAGCUCGGGAUGACGAGGACAUGGACGAGGACGCUGACGGCGACGCCCAGCCUCGAGGAGGUGAUAAGCGCGGCGCCGCCUGGGUGGAGCUGGUCAAGGAUGACGUCGGCGCCCUCUGGCAGCAGCUCCUCAGCAGCGGGCAGCAGCCGCCUUCGGACUGGACCAAGGAGAAGCUGGACGACGCGUUCACGCAGGCACGCUGCCUGGGUAACCCGCCCUUGGUCAGCGGGCUACUGGCCGCCAGCGCGGGCGCAAAGCAGCUACAUGUGCCAGCAGCGGUCACUGUCACGCACACCUUCGAGACCUUCAACGCCAACCAGGGAAAGCUAACCCUCCAGAAGCGGCUGCGAAGGUCAACAGCUAUGGUCAUCAUGGCCCAGGAGAUCGGCUACGGCAUCGAUGACUGCGAGAGCCUCUCUUCAUGGGCAACGGCACGUGGCUGGCAAAGCCUCAUCGUGCCAGGGCUGCCCUCACGAGGGCAUCUCCCCUCUGCAGGCCUGGCAGUGUUUGCCAGGGAGGGGAUCGGGCUGCGCGGGCCCACGUACCCCGGCGACGCCCCGCCCAGACGUGCAUGCAGCGUCAACGAGACCAUCUCGCACGGCACCGAGCUAGUCCGCGGCAGGGCUCAACACGUCGUCGUGGAGCUGCCGAACUGGCCGCCGCUCAACGUCGUCAACGUCUACCUCCACACAGGGGAGGGCAUGAGCAGCCGCAACGCCAGCAUCCUCAUGACGGUGGGGAUCGCGCUCGCGGGCCAGAGGCACCCUGGCAUCAUCGGCGGCGACUGGAACAUGGACGUACAGGUUGUCAAGGACUCUGGUUUCCCCGUGCACGCGCAGCUGGAGAUGGUCACCCCGAGGCACGCGACUUGCAGAACAGCGGCAUCGGUCUCCACCAUCGACUACUUCGGGCUAACCACGGGCUCCAUGCGCAUGCUAGCAGCUUGCAAGGCCGACUUGACCUGGGCAGUAAAGCCGCAUCGACCAGUUCAGCUACAACUGACAGCGGAGGGCACCAAGCUCAGGUACCUCACCUACGUCGGAGGCGCGAAGAUACCAGCGCAGACUGUGCACGGCCCAUUCCUCGAGGAGAGCAGCUGGUCCCUGGAGCGCAGCUUUGCUGAGCAGGCGCUGAUUUUGGCCAAGGAGGCGCCCGCUGCUGUCGCCUGGCGCUUUCUCUCGAAGGCUUGGGGCCGAUGGGCGACCAGAGCGGCCUCGAGGCUCGGGCAUCUCACAGCUACGGAGAUGCGGGCCAGCGCCUACGCUCGCCCGCUUCAAGCCAAGUGGGUCGAGCGUGAGCACCAGGUCCUCACGGAGGAGGAAGUGCAGGCAAUCGCGGAUGGAUGGAAGUGGCCGCAGGAUUGCCUGGCGGGCCUCUCCACUGCGAAGGCGAAAGCCAGGACACCUGAAGGCCGACAGGUUCUCGACAACGAGGUGCAAGGCUUCCUCACUGGUGACUACUGUGGCCAGAACCUCAGCGCGCGGCUUGACGCAUCUGCGCGGCAAGCUCGGCAGCUAGCGCAGAGGAAUUUCAGCAGUGAGGACAUCAUGACUUUCUCGGAAGACAUUUAA
Molecule: messenger RNA, 2579 nt
Organism: Prorocentrum cordatum
Lineage: Eukaryota; Dinophyceae; Prorocentrales; Prorocentraceae
Source: the annotation of a GenBank genome assembly